GGCCUUCGUGCAGGAAUUGGACUUAGCUCGGACCUUCUGGAAUUUAGAGCAACAGCAACAAAUUUUAACAGAAUCAUCUAUUUCACCCUGACAACCAGCUUCGGUGAACUUCAGGAGGCACUGAAAUGUGCAGCAUUCUGUCUAUUUUGCCAGUCUGCGCCAUUCUGGUGUCCGGCCUCUGCUUUGUCUUGCAAUUCAUCGUCCUACCCUCGGACGAGUGGGGGCACUUCUCGAACAGGAGAAUACGAGGUAUCAAAGAGGAACGAGGCCACUUUGGCCUCUGGCGAGUCUGUUCAACGAAAAGAAACAUUGAAACCUGUGUAUCUCCCGAAAGCACCCAGCUUCCGACCCACGGGACAGCAGCUGGAGUACUGUCCAUUUUCCACUUAUUGUUACUCGCUUGCUUUCUGGCAAUAUCCGUUAUACGCAUCUUGCAAAUCGUCAAGAGGGCGCCAGACCUAUACCUGGGCACUAAAAGGCUACUCACGACCAAGGUGGGACUAGCUGUGACCUGUGUCGUUCUCUCUAUUUCUGUGUCCAUAUUGGCGAGUGUGGGAGAGGGAACUUUCAAGCAUCUCAACGUCUAUAAAGGAUGGGCAUUCUGGAUACAAAUUGUAAUCAUCUCAGUAGACAUUGUAUUGCUGCUAGUCUGCGCAUUUGAGAAUAUCCAGUACUGGCAAGUAAGAAUGGUGGAACCUCCUCCGCCAGAUCCCACGGAUUUAUUUCCAGAAACUUUCAUCGUUCCUGACUACGAGGCAGACACCCCUAGGCCAGAGAGGGUGGUAUAUGUCAGGGACGCAGGAGUGCAGUCCAGACUCGACGAUGAGAUAUCAUCGUAUGAUGGUCAGACAGAAAAGAACACCAGAGAUGAUCGAAGAGGAAGAAUGUAUGGCGGAGGUAGUCCUCAUCCGAAAAGAAGCGCUGCCCAUCACUUGUGAUAUUUUCUUUGCUGUCUUCAUUCCGCCUAUCAAUCCAAUCGGAUAAUUGCAUUUAAUAACGCCAUAUUUCACAACAGAUAACAUACGUUAUCGACAAUCGGUAGAAACAUAGGGAUAACAUCUGAAUUAAACAUGUUAUGAAGACACAAUGGAAACAUAUCAUUUUUUAUAAGUGUACAAAAGAAAUACUGAAACUGUUUCCUUUUUCGACAAAUAUUUAAAAUACUAAUCAAUUUUGCUCAAUAUUUCUAUUUUGAAAUCAUUUCAAGAUACAAUCAAGUCUCAUUAAAUCAAUAUUGAAAUAUAAUAUUUGUUAAAUUUAGACGAUGAUGGCUCACCAUUGGAGCUCUAAAUCUAUUUCAAAAAUUUAUACGAUCUCUCUCUCUCUCUCUUUUCUGUUUUCAUUGUAUUUCUACUCUACUGAAAACUAGAUCAUCACAUACUAUAGUUAAAAGACAAAAAUUAUUAGUUAACUAUUCUAUGAUUGCAAUUCUGUCGUCAAAAUUUAUUGCCAUUAAUUAUACAAACCAAAUUCGUAAUAGCCUGCACAACUAUUAAAAGCUACAAGAUUAAUACCAAAUUCAAAAUAAAAUAUCAAUAUCAAUUUUAGAAUUAAAAAGAAAAAGAAAAAUCGUAAAACAACACAAUAGCAUAAACAAUAAGCAAUGACACAUAAUAUGAAAAAAUGUUGAUCAAUUUUUGAAAACUAAUGUUAGGGUUGACUUGGGUACAGUGCAAGAAUGAUACUGUUAAAUAUAAUAACAAGCACUUGAUGUUGAAUCUAUUAAUAAAUAGCACUUGAUGUUGAAUCUAUAAUAUUAGAAAAAAAAUGUAAACAAUUUGAAAAAUUACAACAAAAAAAAAGACAUGUGAUGUUGAUUAAAAUAUUAACUACACAUUAAAGACUUCUUUAAUAAAAUUCUUAGCAAAUUAAUGCAUUCAUUUCUUAAUGAUAACUGAGUAAAUCAAUCUUAAAAAUAGUUUUAAAGCAACUUGAUG
Messenger RNA from Argiope bruennichi, 1937 nucleotides. RefSeq lists its product as uncharacterized. NCBI's taxonomy places the organism in Eukaryota, Metazoa, Arthropoda, Arachnida, Araneae, Araneidae. The record is from RefSeq and is a predicted model, not a curated record. The coding region runs from base 126 to 938 and encodes 270 amino acids. The transcript is spliced from 6 exons.